Pistacia vera is the source of this 2367-nucleotide messenger RNA. RefSeq lists its product as uncharacterized. Gene Ontology annotation, molecular function: protein binding. NCBI's taxonomy places the organism in Eukaryota, Viridiplantae, Streptophyta, Magnoliopsida, Sapindales, Anacardiaceae. The transcript has 5 exons. Bases 8 to 2200 code for a protein of 730 amino acids. The record is from RefSeq and is a predicted model, not a curated record.
CACGAUUAUGCCAAAGCUCAAAGUUUUAAAUUUAUGUGCAAUGCAACAAUCGUCGUUACCGUCGUCACUUGAUCUUUUGACAAAUCUUCGAACAUUGUGUUUAGAUUAUAACAACAUUGAAAGUGUUGCUAUUAUUGGAAACCUAAAGAAGCUAGAAGUUCUUAGCUUGCAACAUUCACCUAUUAAGGAAUUGCCUACAGAAAUAGGUCAAUUGACUCAGCUAAAGUUGUUCAAUUUGAGCAAUUGUUGGAGGUUGGAAAUUAUUGCACCAAAUGUGAUAUCAAAUUUAUUGCAAUUGGAAGAAUUCCAUGUAGGCGGAUGCCCUAUUCAGUGGAAGGUUGAAGUACUUGAGGAAUUGAAGCUCUUGUCUCAACUGGCCAGUUUAGAAUUAGAUAUUAAAGAUAAGAAGAUGUUGCCUAAAGACUUCUUUUCCAAAGAGCUUAAAAGGUACAAAAUAUCAAUAGGAGAUUGGUCAUCCCACUAUAUAACCUAUGAUGAAGAUGAGGUUUUGAGGAUGUUCGAAUUGAAAUUUAAUUCUACCAUUUCCUUAGAAGAAUUACAAGGAAUCAAGAAUGUUGAACUCUUACGCUUAGCCGAAUUUUUAGAUGUUGAGAAUAGUUUUAAUGAGUUCGCAACUCUCAUGCCACUUCUUAACAAAAAGGUUAUUUUCACCAAUUUGACGACCUUGGAAUUGAACAAUAUUGGUUCUGUAAAGAUUUGGGAUACCCAAUUUCCAGCACCUAUGUCUUCCUCCUAUCAGAAUUUGACACGAUUUAUCUUGAAGAGUUGUGGAAAAAUAAAAUAUGUGUUUCCAUCUUCCAUUGCCAAAAGCCUCCAGACUCUACAACACCUUGAGAUAAUGGAUUGUGAGGUUUUAGAGGAGAUUGUUUCGGAAGAAGAAGGAACAAAAGCUGCUAUUAAUUUUGCUUUUCCACAAGUUUCCUAUUUGAAGCUUAUGAAUUUACCAAAACUUGUAGCUUUCUAUCUUGGAAUACACAUCAAUUUGGAGGACAAAUUUGUCACUCUCAUGCCACUUCUUAACGAAAAGGUUAUUUUCACCAAUUUGACAACCUUGGAAUUGAACAAUAUUAGUUCUAGAAAGAUUUGGGAUACCCAAUUUCCAGCGCCUAUGUCUUCCUCCUAUCAGAAUUUGACACGCUUUGUCUUGAAGAGUUGUGGAAAAAUUAAAUAUGUGUUUCCAUCUUCCAUUGCCAAAAGCCUCCAAACUCUGCAACACCUUGAGAUAAUGGAUUGUGAGGUUUUAGAGGAGAUUGUUGCGGAAGAAGAAAGAACAAAAGCUGCUAAUAAUUUUGCCUUUCCGCAGGUUAUCUAUUUGAAGCUUGUGAAUUUACCAAAACUUACAGUUUUCUAUCCUGGAAUGGAUAUUUUGGAAUUGCCGAUCUUAAAAAGGUUGGAGGUGAGGAAAUGUGAAAAAUUCACUUCAAAAUAUCUAAGCUUCCAUGAAAACUCACUUCAUAUUUCAGAGCCGAAAUCCUCUUGGUUGGCCAAUAAGAUCAAUAGCGAUUUGGAGGUAUUUGAAUUAACGAAUGGUAGGAAGACGAUUAUAUGGCAGAGUCAAUCUAAAGUUCUUAAAAUCUCUGAGUAUAAGUCAACAGAUAUUCCACUUGGACUUCUUCAAAGAUUUGAAAACCUGAAUGAGCUCAAACUAGAAGGCAAUGAAUACAAAGAGUUAUUCUUUCCAAAUCUUGAAGUUCUAAAUUUAAGCUUUUGUUAUAGAUUGAUGGGUCUAUUGCCAUCCUUAUCUUCUUUCCAGAAUCUUAAAGUUCUAAGAGUUUACUGUUACAAUGGGUUGAUGAAGUUAAUAACACCUUCAACAGUUAGAAGUUUGGUGCAGUUGAGAGAAAUGAGCGUACGUGAUUGUGGAAUGUUGACAGAAAUAAUAGAAAAUGAGGGAGAAAGAGAUGCAACAACAAGUACUGAAAUUGUUUUUGAUAAUUUAAAGACGUUGUCCCUCAUAAACUUAGAAAGUCUCAUAUGCUUUUGCUAUGGGAAUUACUCUUUCAAUUUCCCAUACUUGGAAAAGUUAAUUAUAAGAGAAUGCCCCAAUAUGAAGACUUUCUCUCAAGGAAUCUUAAGCACACCAAAGUUACACAAAAUUGAUUAUGAGGACGAGGAGAAGGAUUUAGAGAAGGGGUGGAGUGACCUUAAUACAACCAUACAACAAGCACACAAAAAAUAGGUUGACUCCAAUUUGAAGGAAUUGACAUUAUGUGGAAGGGACGCCAUGUCGUUUUGGGAAGGAGAGUUUCAAGAGAACUUUGACAAAGUAAAAACUCUUCAAUUGAUUAAGGAUGAGUAUGCAAAUAUUCCAAUUCAAAUCCUUCACAAGUUUAAUAGUCUUGAAAA